Megalops cyprinoides (Indo-Pacific tarpon) is the source of this 990-nucleotide messenger RNA. Its product is annotated as olfactory receptor 6N1-like. NCBI's taxonomy places the organism in Eukaryota, Metazoa, Chordata, Actinopteri, Elopiformes, Megalopidae. Gene Ontology annotation, molecular function: G protein-coupled receptor activity; olfactory receptor activity. Bases 1 to 990 code for a protein of 329 amino acids. The record is from RefSeq and is a predicted model, not a curated record. The transcript has a single exon. Gene Ontology annotation, cellular component: membrane. Gene Ontology annotation, biological process: G protein-coupled receptor signaling pathway.
AUGCAACAGGCACACGGACUAACAUUCUGGAAGGCAGCUGUCACAAAUGAAACACAAUAUGUACAGGUAUCAGAGUUCAUCAUCACCGGCUUCAGCCAUCUUUCCAACCAGAUGUUCCUGGGAUUCAUAAUUCUCCUCACCUAUUUCCUCAUAUUACUCGGCAGUGGCACGAAUAUAUGCAUCAUCGCAUCAGACAGACGUCUGCAUACACCAAUGUACAUUUUAAUCUGCAACCUGGCCGUAGUGGACAUCAUGUUCACCACCAGUGCCAGCACAACAAUGAUUUCAGUUCUGCUUACUGAGGUGAAAACCAUCUCUUAUUAUUCCUGCAUCUCACGGAUGUAUGUGUACCACGUGGGGGACAUCAAUGGAUGCUUUGCACUGUUGUUAAUGGCUAUUGAUCGCAUGGUUGCCAUCAGUAACCCUUUAAGGUACCACAGCAUCCUCACAAACACACGCACGUUUGUGCUAAUCUUCCUGUGCUGGUUGUUGGCGACAGCAACAAUGGGCGUUUUGGCAGGUGUUGUCGACCGCCUUCCUUUUUGCCAGCCUUUUCUAAGAUAUGUGUUCUGCGAUUACCCCUGUAUGGUAAGGGCCGCCUGCGUUGACCCUGAAAGAUAUUUUCUCAUGCCCACAGUGAUUGGCAUUGCACUGUACGCCAUGUUCCCUUGUAUUCUUCUAACUUAUGCAAAGAUCAUCUACACAGUUCUGAGGCUGUCAAAUGUCAGCAACAAGAAGCAAAUGUUCAGCACUUGUACGAGUCACAUCAUAGUUGUGGCCAGUUACUACGUGCCCAAAUUCAUAACCACGUUAUUAACACGAAUUGGUCUUGUGCUGGAUCUGUCUCAGCGUAAUGCAUUGCUGAUUGCGGCAACAUUGAUUCCGUCCCUAAUUAACCCUAUGGUUUAUUGUCUCAGGACAAAAGAAAUUAAAAACAGACUGGUGAGCAUAGUAAAAACAGUGAGUGUAACACCACUAAAACUAAAAUGA